AUGGAACGGGAAGCGCGCCCUCAAAUCACCACAUUGCGGGAGCGAUGGCAAGCAGAGCAUUUCCCCGACAGUCUGGCGCAGACCCGAGUGGCGACGGAGAGCAAUGACGGUAAAGCCACAGAGCUCAGUGAGCUGAACGCUCCCCAAGCUCGAGUCGAAAACCCUACGACCAGCUCCCUCGAAGAUCCUGCCUCGUCUGCGGAGCCCCAAUCAAGACCCUGGUUGACCGAGCUUGAAGCGCCUUCGCCAGCUACGAACGAGAGCAGAGGAUCAUUCUUGGACGAUGGAGAAGGCCGGAAAACUUCAAAUGAAGGGUUCGCUAGACAGCCAGAAUCUUCCGGGCCGGUUCAGAAUGGCUUCAGGGAGGCAGAAGGGCAGAAAUUGAAGACGAGCGAGUCACCAGUGCGAAAAGUCGAGUACUCGCCCUUCCUGACCGAGCUAUACACUGUAUCAUGGCUAAUAUUCUUCUCUUUCUGGGGCACACUGGCUCGAGUUGGAGUUGAGGCCCUUACUUUGUAUCCCAAUUCACCGUUCGCAUCGAGAGUCCUGUGGGCCAACCUGGGAGGGUCUUUUGUGAUCGGCUUCUUGACUGAAGAUCGGCGGCUCUUUCAGGAAGAAUGGGGUACACCUAACCCAGGUGCUGGCCAUGCUGCGCACGUCAAGGUGAAGAAGUCUAUUCCGCUCUACAUUGGCCUGGCUACCGGUUUCUGCGGAUGCUUUACCUCUUUUUCCUCCUUCAUGAGAGAUGCUUUUCUUGCACUCACGAAUGCUUUGGAGUCACCGAAUCCGACGACACCAUAUCAGGUCGACCCAACCGUUCAUUCGCGGAAUGGUGGGUUCUCCUUCCUGGCGUUGCUGGCUGUCCUUGUCGUCGAGCCAGCAGUCUCAAUUGGAGCCUUGAAAGCCGGUGCGCAUUUCGCUCUACUCCUUCAGCCUGUUACGCCAGUCAUAUCUCAUCGCCUUUCUAGAAAAUUGCUUGAGCCGGUGGCUACGGUGCUCGCAUUUGGGUGCUGGCUAGGGGCCAUAUUCCUGACCAUUUGGCCACCAGGCAACAAGACACAUUGGCGAUAUCGAGCGACGUUUCCUUUGGUGUUCUCACCACCGGGAUGCCUGCUCCGUUAUUAUCUAUCGAAGCACCUGAAUGGUCGAAUUCCAGCAUUCCCACUGGGAACGUUUGUCGCCAACAUCCUUGGAACAAUAGUACUGGGUAUGGCGUGGGACUUACAGCAUGCGACAGGAAUAGGCGCAGUUCCAGGGGCCACUGCAGUGGGCUGUUCGGCCUUGCAGGGGUUAAUGGAGGGCUUCUGCGGGUGUUUGACGACGGUCAGUACAUGGGUCUUAGAACUAGACAGCUUGCGACGUCGACAUGCGUGGAUUUAUGGAUUGGCCAGUACCGCGGUUGGACUAGCAUCCAUGAUCAUUAUCAUGGGUAGUAUGGGGUGGACCAUCGGUUUCGCAACACCUUUUUGCAGCUGA
Molecule: messenger RNA, 1476 nt
Organism: Cyphellophora europaea CBS 101466
Lineage: Eukaryota; Fungi; Ascomycota; Eurotiomycetes; Chaetothyriales; Cyphellophoraceae
Exons: 1
Coding region: 1-1476 (491 amino acids)
Biological process (GO): fluoride transmembrane transport
Cellular component (GO): membrane
Molecular function (GO): fluoride transmembrane transporter activity
Source: RefSeq, a predicted model, not a curated record